Messenger RNA from Seriola dumerili (greater amberjack), 3063 nucleotides. RefSeq lists its product as uncharacterized. The record is from RefSeq and is a predicted model, not a curated record. Lineage: Eukaryota; Metazoa; Chordata; Actinopteri; Carangiformes; Carangidae. The transcript has a single exon.
AUGGUCCUGGUGUCAGAAACAACGAGACAAGUGGUCCUGCUGGAGUUGACUGUUCCCUGGGAAGACCGGAUGGAGGAGGCCUUUGAAAGGAAGAGGGCCAAGUAUGAGGAGCUGGCAGGUGAAUGCCGUAGCAGGGGAUGGAGAACCCGAUGCAAUCCCAUCAAGGUCGGGUGCAGAGGAUUCGCCGGCCAGUCUCUCAUCACGGCACUCAAGAUGCUGGGUGUGAAGGGACUGCAGAACAGAAGAGCCAUCAAGAACAUCACUGACGCAGCAGAAAAGGCGUCCAGAUGGCUGUGGAUCAAGUGGGGCGAUCCGUGGACCACAUGUGCAACCAGAGGUCUAGGGGAACCAAACAGACGGGAGGUGAAGAUCCGUCAGCUUCGGCAGGAACUUAGACUGCUUGGACGGCAGUUUAAGCAGGCAAAGGAGGAGGAGAAGGCCGGGCUGGCAGAGCUCCGUAAUACCCUGAGGAAAAAACUUACCACCCUCCGUCGAGCCGAGUGGCAUAGGAGGAGGGGUAGGGAGAGAGCCAGGAGACGUGCAGCCUUCAUCUCGAAUCCCUUUGGUUUCACCAAGAAGAUCCUAGGCCAGAAAAGAAGUGGCCACCUUGCCUGCACUGAAGAUGUUAACAAGUACCUCAGUGCCACCUACAGUGACAGCGCAAGAGUGGAAGAGCUUGGGCCAUGCAGGACCUUGAUAACUCCGCCAGAACCCACCUCAGCAUUUAACACCAAGGAGCCAACUUUGAAAGAAGUUGAGGAGGUUGUCAAGGCAGCUAGAUCCAGUUCAGCACCAGGCCCCAGCGGAGUGCCAUACGUCUUCUACAAGAGAUGCCCCAGACUCUUGAAGCGACUAUGGAGGAUCCUCAAAGUCAUCUGGAGAAGGGGGAGGGUGGCCUGGCAGUGGAGACACGCAGAGGGUGUCUGGAUUCCAAAGGAGGAGAACUCAGCUACCAUCGAGCAGUUCAGGAUCAUCUCGCUCCUCAGCGUCGAGUGCAUUGAGCAUACAGGAGUCGUCACCCAGCUGAUCCGGGAGGCACGGGAGGGCAAAGGAGACCUGGCAGUCCUCUGGCACGACCUUGCCAACGCCUACGGGUCCAUUCCACACAAGCUGGUGGAAACCUCGCUCGACCGGCACCACGUUCCAGGCAAGAUCAAGGACCUCAUACUGGACUACUACAGCUGCUUCAGUUUGAGAGUCACUUCUGGAACAGUAACAUCCACGUUUCAUCGGCUUGAGAAGGGCAUUAUCACAGGAUGCAUCAUUUCUGUGAUAUUGUUUGCCUUGGCCAUGAAUAUGUUGGUGAAGUCAGCAGAGGUGGAGUGCAGAGGCCCACUCACCAACUCAGGUAUGCGGCAGCCCCCUAUCAGAGCAUUUAUGGAUGAUCUGACAGUGACUACAACAUCAGUCCCGGGUUGUAGAUGGAUCCUCCAAGGCCUUGAGCAACUCAUUGGCUGGGCCCGAAUGAACUUCAAGCCAGCCAAGUCCAGGUCCCUGGUGGUGAAGAAGGGGAAGGUUACAGACCGGUUUCGCUUCUCAAUAGGGGCCACCCAGAUUCCAUCUGUGGGAGAGAAGCCAGUUAAGAGUCUGGGCAAGAUCUAUGACUGCACCCUGAAGGACACCGCUGCACUCCAAGCAACAUCAGAGGAGUUGGGAACCUGGCUGACAGCAGUGGAUAAGUCAGGGCUACCAGGCAAGUUUAAGGCCUGGAUCUACCAACAUGACAACUUGCCACGACUCCUCUGGCCACUGCUGGUCUAUGAUGUGCCGAUGACCACCGUCGAGUGCUUCGAGAGGAAGGUAAGCUCUUUCCUACAGAAGUGGUUGGGCCUACCACGAAGCCUCAGCAGCAUCGCCUUGUACGGGAGGAACAACAAGCUGAAACUGCCCUUCAGUAGUCUGACGGAGGAGUUUAUGGUUACCCGAGCAAGAGAGGUGCUGCUGUAUAGGGACUCUAGUGACAUCAAAGUCUCCUCGGCUGGCAUUGAAGUGAGGACCGGCAGGAAGUGGAAGGCCCAAGACGCAGUCGACCAGGCUGAGUCCCGCUUGCGGCACAGUUAGCUGGUGGGUACAGUGGCAUCUGGACGGGCAGGACUUGGGAGCAACCCAAGACCGUCCUACAACAAGGCCCAGGGGAAGGAAAGGCGUCAGCUGAUCCAGGAGGAGGUCCGAGCAGGGGCGGAGGAAGCCCGCUGCAGUAGGACAGUAGGGAUGCGGCAACAGGGGGCGUGGACCCGAUGGGAGGAGGCAGCUGACCGGAAGGUAUCGUGGACAGAGCUAUGGCGAUCUGAGCCACACCGGAUCAAGUUUCUCAUUCAGUCGGUGUACGACGUCCUCCCGAGCCCAUCCAACCUCUUCCGCUGGGGCUUGGCCGAGAAUCCACUGUGCCCUCUCUGCCAAAGAACUGGAUCGCUGGAGCACAUCCUGAGCUGCUGCCCUAGGGCUCUGGGAGAGGGGCGUUACCGCUGGCGCCAUGACCAAGUGUUGCGGGUCAUCGCAGAGGCCAUCAGCACAGGGAUCUCCACCAGUAAAGGCCAACAACCAACAAGGCAGUCCAUCGCCUUUGUUAGGGCUGGGGAGAAGCCGCAGCAGUGCCGGAGUCAAGCAGGGGGGCUGCUGGCCACAGCUCGGGACUGGCAGCUGAAAGUCGACCUAGGGAGACAGCUUAAGUUCCCGGAGAACAUCGCAGCGACCACACUCAGGCCAGACAUGGUCCUGGUGUCAGAAACAACGAGACAAGUGGUCCUGCUGGAGUUGACUGUUCCCUGGGAAGACCGGAUGGAGGAGGCCUUUGAGAGGAAGAGGGCCAAGUAUGAGGAGCUGGCAGGUGAAUGCCGUAGCAGGGGAUGGAGAACCCGAUGCAAUCCCAUUGAGGUCGGAUGCAGAGGAUUCGCCGGCCAGUCUCUCAUCAAGGCACUCAAGAUGCUGGGUGUGACGCAGCAGAAAAGGCGUCCAGAUGGCUGUGGAUCAAGCGGUGCGAUCCGUGGACCACACGUGCUACUUAGACACAAGCCGAGACUGAUCACCCUGGCUGGGUUGCCUGGGCGAGGGUGUCUGUUGUGA